UCUCAUCCUACCAUACGUACAACCAUACAGUCCCAGCAACAAUGCCGGUCGUGUCUGGUGAGCUCGGAAACCGCGUCUCUGCCAAGCUCGGCGAGUUCCUCCUGCGCGGCCAUCGCAUGCAGAACGCGUACUGCCUGGACUGCAAUACUGUGCUGAUGCUGGAUCUGUCGACCAACCGAGAGCACUGUGUGCACUGCGAUGACAUGGGUCUGCGUCCGAAGGCUGCACCCGCAACCUCAACGACGACGCCAGCUGUGGUCUCGGCGGCCUCUUCGGAGCCAGCCGCAAGCGAGAAGCAAGCGCUGAGUCAAGCUGCUGCAGAGACAGCUACAAGUACCACUGCUAGUGCGAACAACGCUGAUCCUACAGUUAAUACUGCGAAUGCUGGUGGAGUACCGGCCAAGCCGAACAAGCCCGAAGAGCAUUCCGCGCAUGAGGCGUAUGGCAAUCUCGACGAAGACUUCCAAGACGACGACGAAGAAGAAGAAGAAGAUCCUGAGACAGACCGCUUGCUGGCUCAGAUGAUUGACGCACAGCUCCCGUCGCAGGGCAUCCGCGAGUUCCUGAAGCUCGAAUCAGAGCUCAAGUAUCAGAAGCCUGCUGGCCGAGACAAGGCUGGCCAUCACGGUGCUUCUCCUGCGUCUGCUUCUGCUGCUCGAAACAGCGGGUCUGGCGCAACCCGGGCCACCUGGCGUGACCAGUACGAGGAAAUUGGUGCAGAGUAUGUCAAGCAAUCGCUGGGUGGUGCUCCCGCAGAGGCCAAGCCGAGCAAACCAAAGCGUCCGACGGCGUCCGCCAUUCGUGGAGCCACUACUGCAUCAAGCCUGCCGCCCCAGCCCCAGCAUCACCAACACCCACUCGCGCAGGAAGUAGACCCGCAAUUCUACCUCAAGCAGGCCAUUUCAUUCACCUCUGUUGCUCUGGCGACGGAAACUGUCAAACUCGGCUCGCCAGACCGCGAUCUGGAGACGGUCGAGCGUUUGUCCACUGUGCUGCAGUCCCUGAUCGAGUCCCUCACUGCCCUGUCACAGUUGCCCCGACGACGAUAAUAUCUGAUCAUUGUUCUGUGAGGGGGGAGGGGGCGGCGUAUUUUGCCCCUCGUAGCACUUUUCCGCAAUGGGUUGUUCAAUGCCUCGUUCGUCGUGAUGCCUCAACUUUCAUUCAACCCGCUUAUUGGCUUCAUACACUUCAAUGCCCUCCUCCA
Molecule: messenger RNA, 1204 nt
Organism: Capsaspora owczarzaki ATCC 30864
Lineage: Eukaryota; Filasterea; Ministeriida; Capsasporidae
Exons: 2
Coding region: 42-1049 (335 amino acids)
Source: RefSeq, a predicted model, not a curated record